AUGAGCGUGCGCGGAGCGGGCGGGCAGCGCUGCCAGCUGAUCCUGCAGCGCUGCCUCGCCAUACAACUAGCCAAGCCGGGCAACGCGCCGGACGACUUCUGGAUGUACGACUCCGGAUAUCUGCUCUUUCAGAGCUUCCUCGCGGCGAACGCAAAAUGCUGGUGGGCUGGAGCCCUAGCAGCGGCCACCGCAGAGCUCCGGUAUGCAGGGUAUGUGGCCCCCGGGGUGCUGCUAGUUGCUGGGGCCCCCCGAGCACUAGAGACCGUCCGGGGGGCAUAUUCCCGGUCCGUGCUGAAACCCCCACCCACUUACCUUAUUUGCGGCUUGGGUGAUAUCGAAGACUGCAUUGUAACGCCGGCUUACCAAGGCCAGUUCACUCCUUUACCUGAAGCAUUGUGUGAUUGUAUAAUGGACCUUACCUCGCAGGGGCAGUCAGCAACCUUGGAGAGCAUAAGGACAUCCCUGUCUUCCAAGUUCCCGUCCAUGCAGACUCCGUCCCAAGAAGUGGUUUACGAUACUCUGGCGCAGCUGAUGCAGGAGAGGAAGAUCUACCAGACGUCCAGGGGGUUUUUCAUAGUCACACCAGAACGCCGUCGUUCACGAUCUCGUUCUUCUUCCCGGCAUCACUCGACAGAGGACGACUGCAGUUCCCCUAGGACGAUUCUCAUGUCGGACCAGGAAGCUCUGCAUCAGUUGUAUGGAGAAAUCACCACGGUGCGAGAUGGUGCAGUCACGCACCAAUGUGUCCAAACCAAUUUGGCUGAUGUCAUCUGUGGAGGAAACCCAAACGACAAGAUCCUCUACGGCCGCCCGAACAAGCGUCGUAGCGCGUCCUUCCCCGCCCCCCGCUCCCUGGAUCGGCGUCACUCCCUCCGGAUAUUUGGUUCGUCGAGCAAAUACUUGCAGCGAUGCGCAUCUACCCGCAGCCUCCACCACAAACACGCGAACACGACAGACAGCUCAUCUUCCACCGACUAUCCUCCUAGCGUAGAAUCUGCGUCGCCUAAGAAAGUGUCGUUGCUCUCCCGCUUAUUUAGACGAAGCGGCCGCAGCAAGCAGACGCGAGCGAUGAGCACGUUCUCUGCACAGUUCCCGCCCACGGAGUGGUUCAACUCCAAAGCGGUGCAUCUGCAUUGCGUAGCCACACAGACAGACUCUAAGGAGUCACUGCAGAGUCAAACAUCGUACAUGUCAUCGUACUACGACGGUUCGGAAAUAAGCAAUCGGUCUUCGACACUCCCUAGGAGACACAAACGACACCUCUCCACCGAGUCGGGCUUGGCGGGGUCAAUGCAGUACGACCAUUCGCCCAUACGACAGUCCAGCCCGAGCUCCGGUAGUCUGCCCAGGUCGACACUUAGCAGGAGCUCUACAAACAAAACCAUCUUGGACCAUUUCGGGUCACCACAGCGGAGCGAUCCGAAACUAAGGGACAGUCCCAGCGGGAGUUUAAGAAGGGUGGACUAUUCGGAUAACGUUAUGUCCACUAGCGGUCCUUCCAGCUUGGAGAGCACGACCACACAUCGGACUCCGAGAAAAGACAGAAACGCACACUCCGACCAGACUUCGCCGAUGAAGAGGAGCUACCAUACCAGCGGUAGUAGCGGUCACUCGAGUCUGGAAUCGCACAUAUCCGAUCGAACCUUAAAACCUUCGCCUAGUCAUACCAAUGGAGCGCCGGGACUUAGCAGAGCACAAUCGCUAGUGAAAGUACAAAGCUUACAAAGCUCUCCGAAGAGCCUCCACAAAUAUAGAACGAAGCCCCCCAUCGUCGGUGGCGAAGUAAAAAACGGAAAAAGCACAUCUCCAAAGGCAUCGCCGAAGAACUGCCCUGGUACACCGAAAAAAACUGCAACUCCACUGCAUAAUAAGGGCCUUGGAUCGAAACUAGAAAAUCCAACGACGGCGAUGCUGGCCAGUUCGAAUUCUAACAACUCGAUUACGCUUAAAGUCACAACGAAUACGAUACACCAAAAUGGCGGAACUAACACCAAAGUUUACGUUCAGAAUUCCCCCGUGCGGUCCGUUAUAACGUUUGAAAACGGUAAAGUUACUGAAACAAGUAACGGGAGUAAUAUUUACAUUAUCAACGACGACAGACAAGUGGUGUCCGUAUCGCAGAAUGGUGUUUCAAAUGCAACACCAAAGAACCCAAAGGAAACAUCCUUCGAUGUUUCCGUUGAGAACAAUAAACAGUACAAAGACGCAGACGCAAUAAAAGUACAAGAGAAUAAAUUUAACAAAAACUCCAUGAACGAAGCGAACAUGAAUAACAACAGGAAACUGUCUUUGCAGAUCGGUGGCGGUAACAAUAACAGUUUUGUAUAUAAGAAUCAGUUGAAUAAUUCCAAUGACAUAGCUUCAAAUCCUUCUUCACCGGCCAUACAUAAUAACAUUCAUAACGUAGAAGCGACGCCUAACAGCAAUCCUUCUACACCUACAAAGAGUUACGACAACAUUAUUGGCUCUUUAGGCAGUUUGAGGUACCAAAAAAACUCUUUUACAUCAGCUAACACUGGCAUGCAAACUAAUAUAAACUCGAAUAGCGAACUCAAAAGUGUUGAUCUGUUGAAAAAAGCUGCCGCUUUACAAAUGCUGAAUGGCCUUCCAAACAACAGAAUGAGUUCUGAAUCAAUCGCGAAUCUACUAACGAAAGGAAUCGAUCCGAAACCGACCGUUCUCGGUUCGGAACCAAAUCUCGCUUUGAACGAAUCGAAAGACAACACGUCAUCAGAGAAGAUUCACUGUAUAGAGAACAAGCAGAAGAGAUACAGCUUGAGCCAAGAUGGAAAGAAAGAGAACCAGGAUUUCUACAAUUUCCCAAGCUUAAGCGAUUUGAGCUUUAACUUCACUAGUUUAGCCGCACAGAAGAUAUUGAAGGGUGUCAGUAUAAAUAGUGUUGAUACUUUAGUCGAACUUAAUAUGGCCGCAAAUACGGACAAACCGAAUAACCGUGACGUCACGCCCGUGUGCACCGAUUUUGGCCUUGUAUAG
Messenger RNA from Leptosia nina, 2994 nucleotides. The record is from the annotation of a GenBank genome assembly. Lineage: Eukaryota; Metazoa; Arthropoda; Insecta; Lepidoptera; Pieridae.